UGUACACGAUUGGAAACUGACACGCUUUCAAUACAGUUUUAUCGUGGAAAAUACAAUUACUUUAUUUAUUUUAUUAAUAAGCGUCCCUUCCUUUAUUCUUUAUACUGCGAAAUUAUAAACAAAAGCGAAGAUGAGUACUAUACUGGACAAAAUAGCCGCUAUAGAGUCGGAGAUGGCCCGCACUCAAAAAAAUAAAGCGACAGCGCUUCACUUAGGCAUACUUAAAGCCAGGUUGGCUAAAUUACGUCGUGAAUUGAUCACACCCAAAGGUGGCGGUGGAGCUACUGGCGAAGGUUUCGAUGUUGCUAAAACUGGUGAUGCACGUAUUGGGUUUGUAGGUUUCCCGUCAGUGGGGAAAUCUACUCUUCUAUCCAAUCUGGCAGGUGUAUAUUCCGAAGUUGCAGCAUAUGAGUUCACAACACUCACAACAGUUCCAGGCUGUAUUAAAUAUAAGGGUGCGAAGAUUCAGCUCCUUGAUCUCCCCGGUAUUAUUGAAGGCGCUAAAGACGGCAAGGGUCGAGGUCGUCAAGUAAUUGCAGUCGCUCGAACGUGCAGCUUAGUGUUCAUCGUAUUGGACGUCCUCAAACCGCUGCAGCAUAAGAAACUUCUAGAACACGAGUUGGAGGGCUUCGGUCUACGGUUAAACAAACAACCACCAAACAUACACUUCAGGAAAAAAGAUAAAGGUGGCAUCAAUUUGAACACAACUUGCACGCAAUCAGAAUUAGACCUGGAGACAGUAAAGACCAUCCUAUCGGAGUACAAGAUACACAAUGCUGACAUCACUCUCCGAUACGACGCGAACAGCGACGACCUAAUCGACGUCAUAGAAGGCAAUAGAAUAUACGUGCCUUGUAUUUAUUUAUUGAACAAAAUCGAUCAGAUCAGCAUAGAAGAACUAGAUGUCAUUUACAAAAUCCCUCACUGCGUCCCAAUAUCGGCACAUCACAAAUGGAACUUUGACGACCUAUUGGAGAAAAUGUGGGAAUACUUGAAACUCAUCAGGAUAUACACGAAGCCCAAAGGACAACUGCCCGAUUACAAUGCUCCUGUGGUGUUACACGCUGAUAGGACUUCUGUUGAAGAUUUCUGUAAUAAACUGCAUAGAUCGAUUGUUAAAGAGUUCAAAUAUGCUUUAGUGUGGGGCUCAUCGGUGAAGCAUCAGCCUCAGAAAGUGGGUAUCGAUCAUAUAUUGGCAGAUGAAGAUGUCGUGCAAAUUGUGAAGAAAGUAUAAAACUAACUAUCAACUAACAGAAAAGUAUAUUUUUAUGAAUGAAAAGUAUAACUAAAGUUUUGAGUAUCUGGAAAAGAUUUUCGAAUGGUUUCAUUGAAAUCUGUUAUAAUCGUUAUUUAAGUUCAAUAAUGUUUAAUUAACAUUUUAUUUGGGUAAAUAUGCAUUAUUCUUUUAUAUUUCUUGAUCUGUAGUCAGUGUUGUAAAUAUAUUUCGAAAUUAUUUAAGUAAAGUUGAAACACAACCUGUUCAAAUUUCAAAAAUUUGGCAUAUGUGCUUCUAUGAAAUGAUAUUAAAAUUACUGCAAACCUUUACUUAUUGAAAUAAUUUGUGAUUAACAAUAUUCAAAGAAACCAAUGAUAAAAUAUUCUUCAGAUACUUUUUUGAAGUUGUUAUUGUUAGAAAUGUGACAUUAAAAUCAUAUUAUAUGCAAUUAGUUUUAAAAUCCUCAGCAUUUACCUUAAUUCUAGCCACGAAACGAUUAUCAUAAUAAUUGUGAAGAAUAUUUGUGUUUUACGUUUUUUAUCUUAACAUUUUGGCUUAAUGCAUUCAAUUCUUGAUAUUUUUUGAAUGCAUCAUAUGUUGAAAUUCACUCAAGUUUACAGGUUUUUUAUCGUUACCUUUUAAAAGAGAAAGGUUUUUUUUCUAAGCUUUGUUGAUUGUAACAGAAUAGUGCUUGAUUUUUUUUAAAGAUUAUUCAGGAUAUUAUAAGCUUAAAUGACAUAAAUGAAAUAGUCAACAGGAUAAAGGCUCAGACACCUAAGAUAAGUUAGAAAAUUGAUUGACACUCCAUCAUAUCGAACCGUACAAAACCUAUCCUUUGUAUGAAAUUCUAUGCUGUAGCUGCGUUCAGUUUGUGUCUUUUCAAUCUUUUUAGUCUGAAUCCUUCGUUUAUUACAUCCAGAGUAAAUCUGAAGCGUUCGGUAAUUCCGCUCAGAUCAAUCUGAUGUAAAUCUGUUUGUUCGGAGUAUUUUUACCGACGAGAAAGAUUAAUCUGUGAUCUGUCAGGUUUGUUUCUGUAGGUUAGUAAUUAAUCUACGGAUGGUCGGGCCGUUCGGUAAUGGCAAUUUGUUUAGAUUAAUCUGUGAUCACGUGCCCAAAAAUCAUAGAGGUAUAAGAAUAGAGUAGGGGAGAUAUAGACUCUACUACAAGUGGAAGUGCUUUCUCUCUCUAAUUGCGCAUGCGCAUUGGCAACCGUAAGCAUCAUACUAUUUCGAUGUGAUGCCAUUGGAUGCCAUGCGUCACUAGAAAGAGAGAUAGCUAGCGGUCUCUCAUCUUCUUUCUCUUUCUACUAGACGGACACAUUUAGAGUUGCCUUCCCCACUCUAUUCUUAUACCUCUAUGGCCCUAAUUCAGUCCUCUGCGAUGCAAAUACCGAACUUUUAUUGCAUACUAAAGGUGCGUUCAGACUACGCUAUACUAGUGCGUUAUAUAUAGUAAAGCGCGUAUAGCAAGCCCUUUAUAAUGUUGUAUAGCCUGAUGUGAAAGUGUCUUAUAUAUACGUAUAAUACACGAUAUCGUACUUUGAACUAUAAUAAUAUAUAUAUAAUCAUCAAAAGAGUCUAAGCAACAUGAACUUUUUGAAGUGAAACUUCUGAAACUUCUUUUCGAAAUGAGUGAGUGAGUAUGCCUUACGCACGGCAUAAUGUAAGGUUAUUUAAGAAAUGAAGUUUCACUUCAGAUGUGUGGUCCGUGCACACAUUUUUUUUAUUUAAAUGUAUGUAUCUAUUGCCUGGGGCAAAUAUCUGUAAUGAUGGAUAUAAGUAUUUGGAUAUAAAUAAAUAAACUUUUGACUGAUUAUAAAUAUUUUAAUACUUUGUUCUUCUGUUAAUUAUAAAUAUUUUAACACUUUUACUCUUCUGUUAAUAUUAACCAAUUUGAUUUAUAAGUGACUUAAGUAAAAAUACCUUUGUAUAAAUCUUACAUUUCAUAAGAUUUGAUGAGUGUAGUAUAGCAUAGUCUAAACGCACAAUGACAGUUCGAGAGGCGUCGAAUAAUCUACGCGGUGAGCACAAACAUUCUCUGUUUACAUGGAAGAAGAUAGCGUUUUGAUCCCUAGAGACUCAAAAAUAUUUUAAUUAGGAAUAUAUAUUGUUAGUAAGAGUUCCGAUCACUAAAGAGAUCAAUCACUAAAAUUUUACUAUUCUAAAUUCCUUUGCUCCGCUCUGGAUUAUAAAAAAACAUGCGCGUCUCGGGACGCACGACAGAAUUGAUAAUUUAAACUAAUCUAAGCGGCGCGGCGGGAGAGUGAGAGACGUGGAGCCUGCCUAUCGCUGCCGUAUGCGUGAUAGGAAGGGAAGCCAGACUGGCGCCGUAACGCGUUACGUAACGAAGCGGUUUACCCUCCCAUAAGAAGUUAUCACUUCAAAAAAAGACUCGCCUUUAAAAUGUUCUUUGCUCCAUUAGUAAUUAAUCUACUAUUUGCAUAAUGGUUGACGGCUGAAGAACGGGGAGGUGAUAGCGGAUAAGAGAUACGAUGCUGAUCUAUUUCCAAUUGGUUAUUUUAAAUGUCUAAAAGUAAAUACAACCGGCGUCAAAUCAUAAUAAUUACCUAUGAGUUGCAAUUUUUUUAUUGUUUAGAAUUUGACACUAACUGUACACUGUUUUUUUUGUAAGGUAUACACAUUAGGGUUGUUUUACAAUGUUGUACAGAAUGCUCAUUAAAGUUGUAAAAGCUU
Chilo suppressalis (striped riceborer) is the source of this 3909-nucleotide messenger RNA. Lineage: Eukaryota; Metazoa; Arthropoda; Insecta; Lepidoptera; Crambidae. The record is from the annotation of a GenBank genome assembly.